Amblyraja radiata (thorny skate) is the source of this 1198-nucleotide messenger RNA. RefSeq names its product protein NLRC3-like. The record is from RefSeq and is a predicted model, not a curated record. Bases 173 to 1198 code for a protein of 341 amino acids. The transcript is spliced from 3 exons. Gene Ontology annotation, cellular component: cytoplasm. NCBI's taxonomy places the organism in Eukaryota, Metazoa, Chordata, Chondrichthyes, Rajiformes, Rajidae.
UGAGCUACUGGCAAGAGGCCGGGACCAUGAAGAGUGGAGAGAGGAAUGUCUCCGGAGAGAACUGGAAAAAAUCAAGACUGAUCAAUUGUUCCACAGCAGUUUUUCCCGGAGUAAAUCCGGAUCUGGGAGUUCAGCAACAGUGGCCGGAGUCGCGGGGAUCGGAAAAACAACAAUGGUGCAAAAGAUUGUUCAUGACUGGGCCACAGGGAAAAUAUACCCACACUUCCAGUUUGUCUUCAGUUUCAAAUUCCGGGAUUUAAACACGCUUAAUUGUUCAAUAAACUUGUCGAACCUGAUAGUAGUUUUCUACCCUUACUUGAGGAACGCACUGGAUUAUAUCUGGAAGAACCCAGAGAGAUUGUUGUUUAUAUUCGAUGGUCUGGAUGAAUUUAAGAGCAAGAUCGAUUUUGCUGACAAUUGCACAGAACAGCAGCACAAGUGCCCAGAUCCCGAUGUCCGUUGCAAGGUGUCUGACAUUGUGUACAGUUUAAUACAGCACAAGCUGCUCCCAGGGUGUUCAGUGCUAAAUCUGCAGCCUUCCCAGUUCCUGUCCGGGUUCCUGAUGGAACUUUUGGAGAGAGAGGAUUCAGUCCGGAGCGUGGUGUACACCUUCCCGCACCUCACCAUCCAAGAGUUUGUAGCCGCACUCGCUCAAUUCCUGACUGUAGCUCCCAGGAAUAUCGUGAAACUCCUGUCUGAAGCCCACAGCGCGACAGACGGGCGAUUUGAAGUAUUUCUCCGUUUUGUCGCUGGUCUCUCCUCCCCACGGUCAGCUCGGGUCCUGGAGGAGUUUUUGGGUCCAUUUCCUAAUGAAACAACCUGCCGAGUCAUUGACUGGGUGAAGGAGGAGAUUAAACGCCAGGCUGGAAACACAUGGAGUGAGUUCGGUAAACGGAGCCUCCUGAACACGCUGCACUACCUGUUUGAGUCUCAGAAUCCUGCACUGGCUCAGCAGACACUGGGAUCUGUAGAAACACUUUCAUUCCGUGGACUGGGACUGACCCCGAUUGACUGUGCGGUCCUGUCUCAUGUCAUCCGGUGGCGUUUUGGCCUUCUGCACGGAACGGUCAUCUCCCGCAUCGGGGAAUGUCAGAUCCCCCGCGCUCGGCGAUCGAACCCCGCGUCGGGGCUGGUCGAGCCUCUGCGUUUGUUGAUGCUCCCAACUAGCUUCUCCCGAGACUACGAGUUCCCGAUGUAA